AUGACCGAACUGAUCAGAAACCCGAAAGUGAUGAAGAAAGUGCAAGACGAGAUUCGGACAACACUUGGGGACAAGAAGGAGAGAAUCACAGAAGAAGAUCUAAACCAACUCCGCUACUUUAAGCUCAUGGUCAGGGAGGUAUUCAGGUUACAUCCAUCAGCUCCACUUUUGCUUCCAAGAGAGACAUUGUCUCAUGUCAAGAUCCAAGGCUACGACAUUCCUGCGAAAACACAGAUCAUUAUCAACGCUUAUGCGAUUGCUCACGUCGGGUUCGCACCUUACGGUGAAGAGUGGAGAGUGAUGCGGAAGCUCUCGGUGGUCGAGCUCUUCAGCUUGAAAAAGCUUCAAUCUUUUAGGUCUAUCAGAGAGGAAGAGAACGACUUGUGUGUCAAGAAACUCUCUGAGUUUGCUACGAAACGAUCUCCGGUGAAUCUUGAGAAAACCCUUUUCACUUUGAUCGGAAAUAUAGUGUGUAGGAUCGGGUUCGGGAUCAAUCUUUAUGAUUGUGACUUCGUUGAUGAAGAUAGGAUCGUUGAUCUUGUGCACAAGUCUGAUGAGGUCAUAGGAGAUUCUCUAUUCUCUGAUUUCUUUCCCGGGAGAAUCGGCAGACUCAUCGACCGGAUCUCCGGUCAGAGCAAGAGGUUGAACAAUCUUUUCUCGGAACUAGACACUUUCUUUCAGAAUAUUCUCGAUCAUCAUCUCAAGCCUGGAAGAGAGAGGUCCUAUAUCAUUGACGUGAUGAUCGCUAUGAUGAAGAAGCAAGAGACAGAUGGAGAUGCUUUCAAGUUCACCACUGAUCAUCUCAAAGGGAUGAUCUCGGACAUAUUUCUAGCAGGAGUUGGCGCAAGCGCUGCCACAGCGGUAUGGGCAAUGACCGAACUGAUCAGAAACCCGAAAGUGAUGAAGAAAGUGCAAGACGAGAUUCGGACAACACUUGGGGACAAGAAGGAGAGAAUCACAGAAGAAGAUCUAAACCAACUCCGCUACUUUAAGCUCAUGGUCAGGGAGGUAUUCAGGUUACAUCCAUCAGCUCCACUUUUGCUUCCAAGAGAGACAUUGUCUCAUGUCAAGAUCCAAGGCUACGACAUUCCUGCGAAAACACAGAUCAUUAUCAACGCUUAUGCGAUUGCUCGUGAUCCAAAACUAUGGGAGAACCCCGAUGAGUUUAACCCUGACAGGUUUCUCGACAGUUCCAUAGAUUAUAAAGGACUAAACUUUGAGCUUAUACCGUUUGGAUCUGGUAGGAGAAUAUGUCCAGGGAUGACAAUGGGAAUCAUGCUUGUUGAGUUGGCAUUGUUGAAUUUGCUUUACUUCUUCGAUUGGGGAUUGCGGGAGAUGGAUGAAGCCAACGAGAUCGUCACCGGAAAUGAAGAUGUUCUCAACUUCGUUCAAGUUCUUCACCACUGAAUAUAUAUAUAUGUACACUAGAGAUUCAAAGAUAAUAAAAUAAUGGUCACUUUUUGUUUU
Molecule: messenger RNA, 1467 nt
Organism: Camelina sativa (false flax)
Lineage: Eukaryota; Viridiplantae; Streptophyta; Magnoliopsida; Brassicales; Brassicaceae
Source: RefSeq, a predicted model, not a curated record